AUGCGUAAACGAAAACCUGUACUCUGGCAUCUUGUAUUAAACAACCCGUACAUGGUGUUAUUAAUAUUUGCAAAUUUGGAUAUGACAACACUGUUUGGAAGUUGUAGUUUGGUGUGUAGAGAAUGGUAUGAAUUGUUUUUUGAUCCGAGUCUUGAUGAUGAUUGUGGCUCGAGAGAACAGAACCAUCAUCAUGAAAGGACCAAUGAUGAAUCAUUCCGCAAAUCUCUUCUCAAAAUUGUGUAUUUAAAUUGUAUGGCCCAAACGAUGGGAUUGAAAAAGCAAUGGAAUCAUUAUUAUGCAUUGGACGAUGAAGUAUUUUUACAUUUUGAUGAAAUUAAAUCGGUCCUAUUGAAAAACGAUGAGUUAGCUGCGUUUUCUCAAUUGCUCUCCAAAUCGGACAGGAAGAAGAAGAAGAAGCAGAACACUUGUAGAAAAUAUCUGACUAUUAAUUCCGUUUGUGAACUCAUUCCAAUGAUUAGAUAUCCAUACAAAGCCUUGAAAUUUUCGAACGAAAAUUCGAGACUGGUAAAAACCACUCAACAUACUCAAACAAACGUGAAAUCUUUUCCUCUUACCCGUUGGAAAUUUGCAUUGAGAAAUGACUGUAGUUUUUCGAUUUGCCAUUAUUUAAUGGCUCAUACUUUUCGAGUUGACACAAAACUACGCUUGGACAUUACAUGUACAAUGACACAGAAGAGCCUUCUUACGACACCCAUAUCCGUGUUUAAUGAAAGGUCAAUUUCUGUCAUGAAAAUAGAAAUGGUGUAUCAUCCUCAAUUUCAAAAACGAUACAAGAACAAGUUCAAUAUCAAUGGAAAGAAAGAAUGCUACGUUUACUCAGUUUAUUUAUUAUUUGCAGCUGGAGGAAUAUUAUAUUUGAAAAAGUAUUUAAUUUGUGACUAUUUGAGCGGAAAUGUAGAUUAUGUGGAAGAUGUGAACAAUUAUUUGAAACCGUUGAAAUUGGAGAACCAGAUCUAUCGAUCUCCCUCUCAGUUUUCAUUUACAGUCGGAGAUUGGGACUCACAAACACUCGAUAUUGUCCUAUUUAUCGAUCAUGUUCGACAAAUUGUGUAUGUUUGUGUCGACAACAUGUGUGUAUGUGGAUUUACCAGCAAUGAGCAAGCUCAAAAACACAAGCUUUACUUAUAUGCACCUCUACAAGUCGUCCCUUUUGAAAGUUUCAAUUCAGAUCGUCCAUUAUUGUCUGCGUAUGCAUUUAAUGUUACAAGGGCUGCUCAACAAGAAGGUAUUACUUUGGCCAACCCCUCUCACUAUUCUGACUUUGUGUUAUUGGAACUCAAAAUGGCAUGUCACGAGGUUAGUUAUAGGGAAGAUGAAGGUUUUGUGUAUGCCGAGAAAUUCUAUGUUGCUAUUGCUAAAAAACUCGAAUGUGAUCAUCAAGAACAUCCAUACUCCAUUCAAUGGAAACGUUUCUCUCAAUUUCUGCUUUACAAGGAAUUAUCAUUCAAAAGCUAUGGAACAGAUGGUUCACCCAUGAUUUGUGCAAAAUUUAUCGAUCAGGGACGACAUCUCCAAGUCAAGGCUGACUAUUAUGAAACAUCGUACGAUGAUAAUUAUGGAAUCUAUGAGCUAACUGUUACAUAUGUCACACACACUCUAGUUUAUAAUUCCAUGUCUUGUUCAUCAAAUUUCACCUCAAUAGAAGAUUUAAAAGGUGUAAACAACAAUUUGACCUUUCCCCAUCACUUGGUAUUGGACACUUCACUGAAUUUAUGUAUACCAUCCUUUGAUCGAGCCAUGUUUGCAACGGAUGUUUUGGAAGUGCUGACCUUUGAUUUGAAUAGUAGAUGUGCGUUGAGAAUAGAUAUAUUGAAUAAGAGAUAUGAAUUGGUGUUUUUUUGA
Naegleria lovaniensis is the source of this 1863-nucleotide messenger RNA. RefSeq lists its product as uncharacterized. The record is from RefSeq and is a predicted model, not a curated record. The transcript has a single exon. NCBI's taxonomy places the organism in Eukaryota, Heterolobosea, Eutetramitea, Acrasida, Naegleriidae. Gene Ontology annotation, molecular function: protein binding. The coding region runs from base 1 to 1863 and encodes 620 amino acids.